AUGGUUAGACCUCUUUACUUAGUAGUAUCAUUAGCUCGGCUUGCUGCCGAGUCAAGCUCCAAGCUACCCGACACUAGGGCCCUUGUGGAAGACUUUGCUAUCGCCUUCAAGAACGUCGUGAAGGAGAUGAAUGAGGUGAGCUCCUCUGUGAGGAAUGCUACCAUUACUGGUGUGGUCGAUGAGUUGGGUGGGCUAUUGGCCAUGCUAGAGGUGCUAGCCAACCAGACACUUAACAAUUGGCUAGCCCAUGACAUAGACGAGGAGACAAGGGUAUUGUACACAGGCAUUGAGGACUUCGUCAAGUCCUUGGACAAUGUUACUCUACCACAACCAGUACGCGAUGUUGAACAUUACCUAGGAGAGGAGUCGCUACCUGUCCCGACAGUGCCUUUCCUCCCAGUUGGGGAAGCUACGCCUACCACACGUCGACCCGCCAUCGCUAAUACUACUGCUAAUAAUGGAACGCAGUCUCCGGCUACUGGUAAUCAAACCAAUACUCCUACCAAGGGUGGAUACAAGAUACCCCCUAUACCAAAGGACAUAUUCGAUAGACCUCGGGUAGGAGGUAAAGACAGCCCUCUCUUCGAUGACUCAAGGCCACGGUAA
Molecule: messenger RNA, 606 nt
Organism: Perkinsus marinus ATCC 50983
Lineage: Eukaryota; Perkinsozoa; Perkinsida; Perkinsidae
Exons: 1
Coding region: 1-606 (201 amino acids)
Source: RefSeq, a predicted model, not a curated record